Messenger RNA from Carassius gibelio (silver crucian carp), 2417 nucleotides. RefSeq names its product cholinergic receptor, nicotinic, alpha 10a (gene chrna10a). The transcript has 5 exons. Gene Ontology annotation, cellular component: neuron projection; postsynaptic membrane; synapse. The record is from RefSeq and is a predicted model, not a curated record. Lineage: Eukaryota; Metazoa; Chordata; Actinopteri; Cypriniformes; Cyprinidae. Bases 1 to 1590 code for a protein of 529 amino acids. Gene Ontology annotation, molecular function: transmembrane signaling receptor activity; acetylcholine-gated monoatomic cation-selective channel activity. Gene Ontology annotation, biological process: regulation of membrane potential; nervous system process; monoatomic ion transmembrane transport.
AUGCCUGCCAAGAAUGUGCAAUUUUUUGCCUUUUUUACCUUCUGCUUGCUGUUUGUGCCAGUUUGCUGGGGGGCCAAUGGGAUCUAUGCCCAGAAACUGCUCAAUGAUUUAUUUAGAAACUACACAAGUGCGCUGAGGCCAGUGGAAGACACAGAAGACAUCCUGAACGUCACACUACAGAUCACACUCUCCCAAAUCAUUGACAUGGACGAACGUAACCAGAUUCUGACAGCUUAUUUAUGGAUACGGCAAGUCUGGAUUGACAAGUAUCUCACCUGGAAUAAGGCGAACUAUGACGGGCUUGAUACCAUCCGUAUACCUGGUAGUUAUGUAUGGAGACCUGAUAUAGUCCUAUAUAACAGUGCUGAUGAUCACUUCACCAGCACUAUGGACACCAACGUCGUGAUCCGUCAUGAUGGCCAGAUCAUGUGGGAUGCUCCAGCCAUCACUAAAAGCUCCUGUAAAGUUGAUGUCUCGUUCUUCCCCUUUGACGCCCAGCAGUGUCGUCUGACCUACGGCUCAUGGACCUACAACGGCAACCAGCUUGACAUUCUGAACGCCAUGGAGAGCGCAGAUCUCGCAGACUUGGUGGACAACGUGGAGUGGGAGGUGCUGGGAAUGCCGGCCGAGAGGAAUGUAAUUCUGUACGGCUGCUGUGCAGACCCUUAUCCGGACGUGACCUACACUCUGAAACUGAAGAGAAGGGCUUCGUUUUAUGUGUUCAACUUGAUCAUUCCCUGUGUGAUGAUCUCUUUCUUGGCUCCGCUGGGCUUCUAUCUACCUGCAGACUCUGGAGAGAAGGUGUCACUGGGGGUCACUGUGAUGUUAGCACUCACCGUGUUUCAGCUGUUGGUAGCUGAGAUCAUGCCUCCCUCAGAGAAUGUUCCUCUUAUAGGAAAAUAUUACAUAGCCACAAUGACCAUGAUCACUGCAUCCACUGCCCUCACCAUCUUUAUUAUGAACAUACAUCACUGCGGCCCUGAGGCCAAACCUGUCCCAGAAUGGGCCAAGAAAUUCAUCCUGCAGUAUCUGGCCAGGAUUUGCUUUGUCUACGAAGUCGGUGAGAACUGCAUGACCUCACAGCCAGAGAGACCAGACCCCCAACCACCAAAAGCCCCUGAAUCCAACUGCAACAUGAACGGCCAAGCUGGGAAAGAUGACUUUGUGUUCAAAUUUGAGGAUGCCAUGUCUCCAAAGCUCCCAGGUGACACAGAAGACGCAUCUCAGAUCAUGAGUCCGGCAUGCUCACUGGGAAAACAACCCACCUGUCAGUAUGGUGUGUGGAAGGAGGGAGUGUUCAUGAGUAUGGACUGCGGUGAUGGAGCAGCAGAGGCGGGAAAAGCCACAGGAAGAGGAGAGGAUGAAUACAGAGAUCAUGAUGGCGGGCUCAAAGUGCAGUGCAAGUGUGAGCAGCAACAUCUCAUGAGGAAUAUUGAAUAUGUCGCAAACUGUUACCGCGAUCAGAGAGCCACAGCGAGAAGAACCGGAGAGUGGAAAAAGGUCGCCAAGGUUCUGGACCGAUUCUUCAUGUGGCUGUUUUUCAUUAUGGUUUUCUUCAUGAGCCUACUUAUAAUGGGGAAAGCCAUAUGAGAAGAAAUAAAGACAUAAAUGAAAGGCUAUAACUGAUCAUAUAAAAGAUGCCAUACAACCAGUUGGCCAUUAUCAAAAAAAAAAGAUUACAGAUUAUUUAGCAAAAGCAAUCAUCUAGAUACAUUUCCCCACUUACAGUAAAAUAACUGGAAAAAAAACAUAGACAAAGUAUAUGUAUUUGACUUUAAAUGAUUUUAUUAUGUGAGAAAAGAAGAGACUAUGGAGUGACAUGAAAGGGCAAUAUCCAAAAUAAUUGAGCAUAUAAUACAGCGAUUGACCAAUUAGAAUCAACCAACCAUUCCAAAGAUUGAUGAAAAUAGUUAUUCAUUGUUAGUUCAUGCUAAUUCACAGUGCUAACUAAUGUUAACAAGCACAACUUUUGAUUUGAAUGAUUUUUUUAAAUUAAUCUAUUUAUUAUUUAUUUUUUUUAUUUUUUUGCUGUAUUUAGAAAUAAAUAAUUUUUAGUAAAUGUAUGCUAUUAUAAACUAAGCAAAUCCAGUCCUCUCCACUGAUCAAAAUGCCUGAAACAGAAGCAUUAAAACACUGAUCACAGACAUUGUGGUGCUUUGUAGUUUGUCAUAUUUUUUCACCAUGUCUCCCGGAGCUUAAUCUUCUUUUUAUCCUUUGCUCUGACAGCUGAACUAUGUCAUUACACAAGCAGUGUGGAUCUCUUUUCUGUCUGUGCACAUCAACAUAGAUCCUCCCUUUCAAGAGUUAAUAAAGUAAAGAAGAGCAUCUUACUUACAACAAUUUAUUUAUUUAUUUUAAUUUCUUUAAUCUUUUUGAUGACUAAUGAUACAUUUGUAUCAAAUAAUAGUUUUUUUUUU